Molecule: messenger RNA, 2372 nt
Organism: Hordeum vulgare subsp. vulgare (domesticated barley)
Lineage: Eukaryota; Viridiplantae; Streptophyta; Magnoliopsida; Poales; Poaceae
Product: transcriptional adapter ADA2
Exons: 12
Coding region: 273-1979 (568 amino acids)
Biological process (GO): regulation of transcription by RNA polymerase II; chromatin remodeling
Cellular component (GO): nucleus
Molecular function (GO): chromatin binding; protein binding; transcription coactivator activity
Source: RefSeq, a predicted model, not a curated record
UAUACUAGUCCGACUCUACUACUGGCUCUGAUCUGUAGCUGCGUCGCGGUCGCCCAUGGUGGUCGUCUUCCCCCCGACUCCCCGCCCCAGCCAAAUCCCGACCCCCGCCGCGGCGCCGAUCCCCCGGCGCCCCCGGUCCUCCUAAUCCCCGGAUCACCCCCCCACCCAGCUGGAUUCAGCUCGAUGCGGCCGGCCGCGGCGUGGUAGCGGAUCCCCGCGCGAGCGAGCUAGGGUUAGGGUUUCGAGGGGUUUGCGCUAGGGUUUGGUCCGCGAUGGGCCGGUCCCGCGGGGUGCCCAAUUCCGGCGACGACGAUACCAACCACAGGUCGAAGCGGAGGAGGGUCGCCUCGACCGGGGAUGCGUCCGACUCGCUCUCCGCCGCGUGCGGGGGAGCCGGCGACGGGAAGAAGGCGCUCUACCACUGCAACUACUGCAACAAGGACCUGUCCGGGAAGAUCCGGUUCAAGUGCUCCAAGUGCCCCGACUUUGACCUCUGCGUCGAGUGCUUCUCCGUUGGAGCUGAGGUCCAGCCGCAUCGGAGCAACCACCCCUACAGGGUCAUGGACAACCUAUCUUUUCCUCUCAUUUGUCCAGAUUGGAAUGCGGAUGAGGAAAUCCUUCUUCUAGAGGGAAUUGAAAUGUAUGGUCUGGGAAACUGGGCUGAAGUUGCGGAGCAUGUUGGUACCAAGAGCAAGGCACAGUGCAUUGAGCAUUAUACUACUGCAUAUAUGAACUCACCUUGUUAUCCCCUUCCGGACAUGUCUCAUGUUAAUGGCAAGAAUAGGAAGGAACUUCUUGCCAUGGCUAAAGUACAGGGUGAGAGUAAAAAAGGAAUUCCACUGUUAUCAGGGGAUUUGACACCUAAGGCAGAGUCACCGUUUUCUCCCUCCAGGGUCAAGAUGGAAGAUGCACUUGGAGAAGGCCCAGCCAGUCGAUCACCUUCGCACAUACCUGGCGGCGCAAACAAGAAAGCUUCAACUGCUGGUCAUUUUAAAGAUAAUUCCAAUCUAUCUAAAGUCGAAGAUGGUCAUAUGGAUAGAAGUAUUGGUGUGAAAAAACCCAGAUAUUCUGCAGAUGAAGGGCCUUCUUUAACUGAAUUGAGUGGGUACAAUGCAAAGAGACAUGAGUUUGACCCAGAGUAUGAUAAUGAUGCUGAACAAGCCCUCGCAGAGAUGGAAUUUAAAGAAACUGAUACGGAAACUGAUCGUGAACUGAAGCUACGUGUGCUGCGUAUUUACUUGUCAAGGCUUGAUGAAAGGAAAAGGAGAAAAGAGUUCAUAUUGGAAAGAAAUUUACUAUAUCCUAAUCCUUUGGAGAAGGAUCUAACAAAUGAAGACAAGGAAGUUUAUCAUCGAUACAAGGUUUUCAUGCGUUUCCUUUCCAAGGAGGAACAUGAAGCACUUGUUAGGAGUGUUAUUGAAGAGCGAAAAAUCCGUAGGAGGAUUCAAGAGCUUCAGGAAUGUCGUUCAGCUGGGUGUCGUACGCUGGCUGAAGCCAAGAUACACAUAGAGCAAAAGAGGAGAAAGGAGUAUGAGGCGAAUGCCCUGAAAGCUAAGGAAAGUGGCCAGCUUAUUUCAAAUAGUAAAUCAGGACACAAAACAAACCGGCCUAUGAAAGUUGAGACUGAUGGGAGUUUGGAUCUUAAGAAAGGUAGUGCCAUUUUGGAUGCCGGUGGUAGGGAUUCUCCAAAAAGCACAGGACCAACAAGCGCUAAGCAAUGGGAUGAUUGGGACAUUGUUGGUCUUCCUGGGGCAGAGCUAUUAAGCGUCAGCGAAAAACUUCUGUGCUGUCAGAACAGAUUGCUACCCAGUCAUUAUCUGAGAAUGCAGGAGGUGUUGAUGCAGGAGAUGUUCAAGGGCAACAUCGUCAAGAAGGAAGAUGCCCAUGUAUUGUUUAAAGUUGACCCUGCCAAAGUCGAUACGGUUUACGAUAUGGUGACAAAAAAGCUGGGUAACAACGAGGAGGCUCCGAUGGUUUAGCUAUGCAAUUUGGGCUCUGCCUGCUCUAGGCUUGGCCCAGAACCAAAUCUUGGUUUCUCAGCACGACGGAGGCCCAGGUGAGAAAGGAGGCUAUACUUACAUGACUUGGCUGUAGCAGUGUUACAUUGAGAUUUGUGUCAGAUUUCUGAAGGAAGUGCAAUAAGGCAUUCGAGCCAAAUUGUAAAAUUACCCGGCAGCGGGAAUGUGUAGCGUGAGUUGUUGCCAUUGCUGUUUGAUUUUUAAAGAGGAGAUAGACGCCAUUGCUGUUGAAAGUGUACUGUGAUGAUCAUGAUGUGAUAGUGCCUUUGUUGUAGGUUUAGGGGACUGAGAAUGAUGUACCAUGUAUGUAAACAUUUGUCCAUUUUAUUUAUGAUAAUGCGGAUUCAUGUGCAA